CAGCACACAGAAGCCAAGAGGACUGGAGAAGAUCAGAAGCCUGCAUGAGUGAGCUUAGCUUUCCAAAAUAUUUUCUUAAAGCGCUAUUCCAAGGACCACUGACCUCUGCAACAGACAGCACCAUGGUGGAGCAAGAGAUGCUGCUGCCGUGUGCUUAUCCUCAAGAAAAGUGUUAUUCAGCAAUAGUUAUGAACUCCCGUUUACGAGCCUUAGGUGGGAGGAUAAAUAACAUACGAGCAUCAGAGCUACCAAAAGAGAAAACCCGAUCAGAAAUAAUCUGUAACGUCCACUUUUUGGAUGGCUCAGUACAAAGCUUCAAAGUCAACAAACAAGACACUGGACAGAUUUUGUUGGAUAUGACCUAUAACCAGUUGGGUGUGACGGAGAAGGAAUAUUUUGGUUUACAGCAAAAUGAAACUUCAGUAGAUUCACCUUUUUUCAUUUCACAGCGGUGGCUUGAACCAAGCAAACCUAUCAGAAAACAGUUAAAAGGAAGUUUUCCCUGCACCCUUCAUUUUCGCGUAAGGUUUUUUAUACCUGAUCCUAACACACUUCAGCAAGAACAAACCAGGCAUUUAUUCUUUCUGCAGUUGAAGACUGAUAUUGCAGAAGGAAGGUUGUCAUGCCCCAUUAGUUCUGCUGUUGUCCUGGCAUCAUAUGCAGUACAAUCACAACUUGGAGACUAUAAUGCUUCAGUGCAUUGUUCAGGAUAUCUGUCAAAUUACAACUUUAUACCGGAGCAGAACAAAGAUUUUCUUACCAAAGUAGAAACGCUACAUGAGCAACACAGCGGCCUCAAGCAAUCUGAAGCAGAAUCCUGCUAUAUAAAUAUAGCACGAACACUUGAAUUCUAUGGAGUGGAAUUGCACAGUGGUAGAGAUCUCCAUAAUCUAGAUCUUAUGAUUGGGAUUGCAUCUGGUGGAAUUGCUAUAUAUAGAAAACUCAUCUGUACAAGCUUCUAUCCCUGGGUGAACAUAUUAAAAAUUUCCUUUAAAAGGAAAAAGUUUUUUAUACAACAACGGCAAAAACAUAAUGAAUCCAGAGAGCAUAUUGUUGCCUUCAACAUGUUAAAUUACAGAGCAUGCAAAAAUCUUUGGAAAUCUUGUGUAGAGCAUCACACAUUUUUUCAGGCAAAGAAGUCACUACCUCAUGAAAAAAAGAUAUUAUCACAUUAUUGGACUCUGGGUUCUAGAAAUCCAGCAAAGUCUGUAAACAACCAGUACUGCAGAAAAGUGAUAGGUGGGAUGGUUUGGAACCCAUCUAUGAGACGAUCCUUAUCGGUUGAGCACCUAGAGACCAAAAGCCUUCCUUCUCGAUCACCUCCUGUUACCCCCAACUGGCGGAGUCCUAGACUACGUCACGAAAUCCGCAAACCACGACACUCAUCUGUAGACAACCUUACAAACGAGAUUAGUUAUAUUACUGAAACAGAGGAUGUUUUUUACACAUAUAAGGGCUCUCCAACAUCGAAGGACAGUGAUUCAGAAUUCUCUCAGAAUCGUAGUCCACAGAGGAGGUCAUCUGAACAAGAAUCACCAAAGAAUGUAUUGGGAAACAGUCCGACGCGGAGUUGUCUGACCCGUCUCUCACCUAAAGCCUUGGCUCAGUCUCCCAAUGGCGUUGGCAGCAUUUCUGGCUCUUACCCAUUGGAAGGGGUGGAUAAGCAGUUCUUAGAAACAUAUGACAACGUUGCAAAAAGUAGCUUGACGGAAGAUUCCAGUCAGUACUACUGCGAUAAGAAUGAUCUAAUUGAGGGAGAUUUACUUUUGGUGCGUAUCAUACCAGAUGAAGAAGGGAAGUUUGGAUUUAAUCUAAAGGGUGGAGUAGAUCAGAAAAUGCCACUGGUGGUAUCAAGAAUAACUCCAGGAUCACCUGCUGAUAAAUGCAUACCAAAGCUGAAUGAAGGUGAUCAGAUAGUAUUAAUUAAUGGCCGAGAUAUCUCAGAGCACACGCAUGACCAGGUGGUCAUGUUCAUAAAAGCCAGCAGAGAAUCUCACACAAGAGAGCUUGCACUUUUGGUCAGGAGGAAAGUAGUGAAACCAUUUGUGGAGCCCAAAUCAGAAGAUGAAGCUGAUUCCCACACUGUCCCAGAAUCUAUUCUUCCUGCUUGUUCUGAAUCUGGUGGUGAUACACUGGAGGAGUCUAUGGAGCAGCUAAGAAGAGGGCUAGAAAGCGGCACUGUCCUUAUUCAGUUUGAGCAACUUUAUAGAAAGAAACCAGGAUUGGCUGUUACAUGUGCAAAGGUACCUCAGAAUAUGGACAAGAACAGAUACAAAGAUGUUCUACCUUAUGAUGCCACAAGGAUAAUACUGCAAGGAGAUGAAGAUUACAUUAAUGCAAAUUAUGUGAAUAUGGAAAUUCCUUCUGCUGGCAUUGUGAACCGGUACAUUGCUACUCAGGGGCCUCUUCCACACACAUGUGCACACUUCUGGCAAGUAGUGUGGGACCACAAAUUGUCACUGAUCAUCAUGUUAACAACUCUCACUGAACGAGGACGGACCAAAUGUCACCAGUAUUGGCCUGAUCCACCAGAUGUAAUGGAAUAUGGCUGCUUCCGUGUCAGAUGCCACUCUGAAGACUGCACGAUUGCGUAUGUUGUUAGAGAAAUGGUCAUUACAAACGUUGAGACAGAACAGCAACACACCGUCACCCAUCUCCAGUACGUAGCUUGGCCUGAUCAUGGCGUUCCUGAUGACUCCAUGGACUUCUUGGAGUUUGUGACCUGUAUGAGGCCAAAGAGAAUAAAGAACGAGCCAGUUCUUGUACACUGCAGCGCAGGAAUCGGUCGCACUGGUGUAUUGGUCACUAUGGAAACAGCCAUGUGCUUAAUUGAAAGGAACCAACCUGUUUAUCCACUGGAUAUUGUACGGAAAAUGCGAGACCAGCGAGCUAUGAUGGUGCAAACAUCAAGUCAAUACAAAUUUGUUUGUGAAGCUAUUCUUCGUGUUUACAAAGAAGGAUUGGUUCGACCACUGGAUUCCAGUUAGCACAGCAGAGAAGGAUGAAUUCUUUUUUUGCCUAAAAAAACUGCUCUUUAAGUAAAGCAAGGGCUCGUUUCUAAAAGCAACUGGAAUGGACUAGAAGCCCAUGAAAAGACAGAUGAGCACAUUUGAACUGUGGCACUUUAAAUUUCUCAAGAAGAUUGCUAAAUCAUGUACAGUAUAACAAAGUCACAUAGAUAAAUAUAUGACAGCAAUUGUGUGUAAUAUGCUUUAUUCACAUAGACAACCAUAAACAAUCAUGGAAACCUUAACACAUAUCUUUUACUGCCUUAAAACACCCUUUACUUUGGAAGUUACAAAGUUCCUUGUGUUUCUUUUGAAAUAGCAAAAAGAAAACUCCUAUUAUUGAAAUGAUUCAGUUUAAGAAGGUAUUUAAUGUAUUUGUAUUGUAUAAAAGUUCAUUGAAGGUGAAUAUUCUUAUUGAAGGUAAUGUUCUUAUUGGGAUACUAAAUAUCCAUGGAAAUGUAACCUUGACUAAAAGGCUGACAAAGAGCUUUAAAGGCUAAUGCAUAACUACUGUACAUUGAGCUGGAGAAAUUUAGUAUUCCCUUACUGUAAAUCUAUUAGUGAGUAUGCCAGCUGUUAUAAUAUGCUGCUUAGAAAUCACAUCUACUGUAUGUGAUGUGAAAAUAAUGCUGCAUUUAGGCAUUUUAUGCAGAUGGUACAGUCUACAUCUUCUGUUGAUCAGUUUUAGUAGCAACUUGCCCUUUUGACAGUGACCUACUUCGUAACAGUUUUAGUUAUUGCACCCUUUUUCUUCUUCUGCUGUCCACCUCCUUUAUACUUUUCACUGCUGUUUCUAUAUGUGGACUGAAAACAUUUUAACUUAAAAUGAGGUUUAAUUCUCUGUCAUGUUUGUUUCCAUGUGUAUUUAUGAGUUCUCAGAUGUAAAUGUGGAUUAACGUUGCACACAAGUACUAGACUUUUGAAUUACUGUAUAUGCAAAGUAGUCUAAUCCAAUACUGGAAGAAAAAUUACUACUGAACCCAUCAAAUAUGUUGCUGCUAUUUCAAGGUGUGAAGCUUACAAGGGCACAGGUGUUGCUAGUGUUCAGAUGGUGAUAAAGUGUUGACUUGCUGCCCUCCAGCAAAAGCACUCUUAUCCAGCAAAACACGACUCCCUUUUGCAAGAGUUCUGCAGAUUUACUGUGUUUCUUGCUUAUACAGAAAUGCAGCUAAAUUCACCUGAAGAUUUACGUGGAAAGAGAGAAUGAAUUUGUACAUUGAUGAAUAAUUCACCCUAAGGUACACUGGUCUCUAUUUCAUUUCAGAUGGGAGAAUUGGAAUUUCUGAACAGUAUAACCACAUUUGUAUAAUGUUAAAUUAUUUUGUGUGUGCUUUUUGAUUAACCUAAGAUAGUUAUUAAUUUUUUAAUAGUGUUUAAAAAUAUUCUAAGGGACUGUUUAAAACUCUGUUAUUUAAAAAAUUAGUCCUAAAUAAGGAAAAACUUUUAUGGGGCAUAUUAGCCAGAUGUUUAUAUGUAUAAAAGAGAAAAUCAGAUAAUUUUUUUUUUCAGAGAGAUAUAUAUGCACACACAUAUUCAGAUGUAUUUUAGAAUUAUGGUUUGUAUUGUGGAUAUUAUCAUUUAUAGCUGGAGUUUCAUUAUAGAAACUAUCACAGCUGUACAAUGUGCAUCUCUCAUGUUACUGGAAGAUUAUUUUUUCCCCAGGAGAUAACUAGAAAGUGAAUGUAGGAUGAGCUAUAUUUCUAUCUUGUCUUUUGCAGGCUUGGUCCUUUCUCCAAGAUUACAUUAUUAGCUAUAGCUGAAGAAGAUGCCUGGUUACUAUUUAUUGAUCAAAAGAGUUUUAAUUGGGAUGUGCAGGGUAAUUGGCAACAUGGAAAACUUCUUGGCUUUGUUAGGUUGAAGGGUGAAUAGGUUUGUGCUCAUCCUUUUACACUUCAUUCCAAAUUUCACUUUGACUGAAGUUUUUUGUAAUAUUUUGGAUCACUGUCAUCUUGCUUGAUUGGGAAUAGAUUAGAAGGCAAAAGACCGUACCUCUGAUUCAUUCUUACCUUGCUAAAUUGCAUCAGGUAUCUCAGUCUGUCUGUGAAUCCAAAUGUAAAAUGAUAGUGGACAUGCACUUAUUACUUGGGAAGCUUCUUUGAAAAAUCCGUGUGGAAAAGUGUUGCACAAGUGCAGGCUGGUUGCUGCUGGUAGAAUAUUGAUCAGUAAGAAAAUCUAAUGGCUCUUUCCUAUGAAAGAAGUAGUGGGCAGUAAAGAAUGUAUGUUUUCUGGAAGGGUAACAAAAGUCUCCUCUUUGUUAUGUGUGUACCUGUCUGUUAAAACCUCUCUUUUUUUUUUUUUUAAAGUUUUCCUGUGCCCAGGUCUCAGAGUCAUCCCUUGCAGUUGGCAUGACUUGCAUUUAAUUGUUUGUCAUGAAGUGAAAAAAGGCAAGAAAAUAAAUUGUAAGAAAAUAUUUAGAGCAUGUUUGUGACAUCCGUGUCUUUCAUGGAAGUACUCAGAGUUUCUUUGUGUUCAAGGUUAUUCCUAUAUUCCAAUUGCUAUUUAUGUUUCUUCAUGUUGAGUAUGUACUUAUCAAAGCACUGUAAAUGUAUUUCCCAUAUAACUUCAGUCUCAAGAUACAUGGUAUAGGCUUGACUUAGGUUAGUAUGUGUGCAUUUAAAUGAUGAUGGUCGUAUUGUGACAACAAAUGCUGCUCUUGUUCUGGUAAACUAGGAUGGGUUUGGUAAUACCACUGGGGAGCUCUUGGAUUUUAAAAGCUUGUUUGAAAUUGCUGGCGAUGGAGAGAAUACUCAAAGCUGUAUAAAUAGUAAUUCUAUAAGGUUUUUUUUUUUUAAUUACCCUAGAGGAAAUAUUAACUACAUAAGUAUCUUGUAUAUUGUGUCCAUCUUUAUUUCAGUCUUGCUGGGUUUUGCACGUGUACCUGUAGGGUCCAUAGGGAAGAAUUGAAGGGUUUUGUCUUCUCUCUGUAGUGUGUGAUGACUUUGCACUGAAUGAAGUAUGCUUUAGAUCUGAUCUUGCAAUGAAAGCAUAAUUAUGAACACAUCUUAACGCCAGCUUUUUUUUCCACAAAAAUUAAGAAAUCAUGAAAAUGUAGAUUUAAUUGAUCAGUUUGGGGGGGUUUUGAUGGGAGUUAAAAUUUGUGACUAUAAAGUUUUUAAUUAUCAAGUGAUUGGCAAAUGGCAGAAAAUUCUGUGAAGGCAAGAUUCUGUAUAACCUCCAUAGUUUAACCUUGAUUUCUUCUGUGCUGGCAUGAUCAUGAAAAUAAGUAUUCAAAAUGUCUGGUGUGGUGGUGGAUGAAGAGGGAGCAAUAAACCUUUGAGGUUUUCAUCACUGUGAAAUACACUACAGAAUUAAACAAAUUUUAACUUAGUGGCUUUAUAUUUGAUAUGGAAGUAACUAAACUGCCUAUUCAGAGUGUCUUCAGAAAUGUCACAGGGGACCACUUCUGCGACAGAGGUGAAAGGGACAGAUCUUGCUAUUUAUUAAAAUUAAGAAAAACAGUGCCCUAAACCAUGAAUGCCUUUUGUGUAACCAGAUGUAUGAAAUACAAAUCAUUAAAAUACAACCAAACUUUGAAGAGUGGUGGUGUUUUGCAGAAAAAAAAAAAAAAAAUUGUAACCCAGGGGUUUGCUUUUAAUUAUCCUGUCUUUUAGGUGUUGCUACUAAAUUAUAUGCAGUCAAAAUGUACCCAUGAAUUCAGCAAAAAGUCUUCGUAUACACUCAGUUAUUUAACUGUUAGUUUUCCUUUUCUCCCUCCUAUUUUCUACUAUGCAGUACUUGGUUAAAUAUAUAUGUAUUUCAAAAGAACUCUAGUUCAGAACUAUCUAAUGAACUAUGCAUUGGCUUUAUUACAAGUAGAGUAUGACACUGUUUUACAACAAAAGCCCCUCCCUGUAGGGAGUGUUCCUUGUGUCAGACUAAAUGCGUAAAUGUUGAAAAUAGACGCGCAUGGUUCAUAUUCAGUCAAUUAUAACAUAGUUAUUUCACUGAUAAUGGCUUUAUUUUCUAUCCUGAAAUGUAGCAUUUAAGUGCAAGUUUAUUUUACUCUUCCAGCCUUUCCAGAGAACAUGUGCUGGGAAAUGUUUGUAUUUUGAUUAGUAACCUGCAACCAGUCUACUUGGUUAAAAACAUUUAUUAAUUGAAGCUAUGUAGAAGGUAAAGUUGUCAUUAAAUAUUUUGUUCAAAGGCAGUUGAAAGGCAAGUGAAUGAUUAAUUCAUUAUAUAAAAGACUGUUUUGAUUAUAUGGGUUUCUUGCAUUUAAGUUCUGACACUGAUAGUGCUAAGCCAUCUCAAAUGACUGUCUAACCAUAGUUUGUAUUAACAGUUUAAAUAUAGCAGUCUAAUGCAAUAUGAUUUAGUUUUAGUGUACUUUAACACUGUACAAGCUUCAAACAGUAGUAUCUACAAUCACUGAAACCUGUCAUUCUAAAGAAAAAAAUAAGUUUCUCUGAAUCAAAAGGAAGAAGUAGCACAUAAUACCAAUAGAUUUAACCAUUUUUCAGCUCAGACUAACUCUGUGACAAUAGAGUUCUUACCACUCAUAUAAAGAGCAAAUGUGGAGGAUCAAUAAUAUUAUGAAGAAAACAAAUUAUUUGGACUGUAAGAGACCAAGAAAUAUUGUCUUUUUUUUUUUUUUUUUUAAGACAAAUUCAUCUCAAGAGAGGGCUGUGGGAAUGGAGAGUAGAAUGUGAGUUUAUUGACUCUCCUAAUUUGCUUGCAGACUACUUGGAUAAGGCUCUUAGUUUGUGUGUUAUUUUGGGCUUAGCUGCAGGCUAACCUUUAAUUAAAGUCAUAUUUAAAAUAUUAAAGAAUUUAUUUUAAUAGACAUUAGUGAAACACUUCAGGUUACUGUUAACUGUUCAGCUUCUGUUUACUUGGCUUUCAUGAUUUUGUUUCCUGCAAUGUCAUUGUUUUGCCUUAUAAAAUCACUUUGAGUUUUCCCACAACUGUAAAAUUGGCUUUGUCUCAGACAGGUGAAGUGAUGUUACAGUUGCUUAAGAAAAGAUGUUUAUUUUUCACCUGCUGAAGGGACAAUAUGAUGUUCAGACCAGUCUCAACUGAUCUCCUUUCUGAGUAAUUUAAACACUGCUGCUAGCAGUGGUAGAAAUCAUAAAGAUAUAUGGAAAAGCAUAUAAGAAAUGUUAUGUUCAGGGCAGAUAAGACCUGGGUUUAACUGAAAAAUUAAAAGAAAAAGAAAUCAAACAUUGUGAACAUGAAAAUGCUUUUAACAGAUAAAGUAGGGAUGGGAAAUGUAUAUUUUUUCCUCUUGCAGAACACUUCUGUGUUUUAAACACAUCAUUUCUCUUGGAGCAAUUUCUUUGGUAAAGAGCCAUACUGUUGGCCAUGGGAUUUAAUUUUUGUCAAACCCACCUAGAAAGUAAUUUUAAGUUAAACAUUUUCCUCAUUUAUUGGUUUGUGCUCUUAAGCAACAUUUUUAAAAAACUCUUAAAUAUUUUACUCUUAAAAACUAUUUUAGCUGUUUUCAUUUGAUGCCUUUUUCUGAGACAUAAAUGAAACCCAAAUGUGGCUGGGUGACUGGUGAGGUUACCCUGAAUGCUUAAGAGGAAGCAGAUGCUUUGUUAGAGCUAUUAAACCCCUGACCUAACAUCAGUUACCAGCUUAUGCCAGAGUAGCAUCAUAUUUCUUUUAGCCUUUUGCAGAAUAAACAUUUUGUAAAUAGUCCUUGGAGCCUGCUCUCCCAAGCAUCAGGAAGUCAUCUUCCAGGUAAAAUCUGAAUCUUCAAGUAAGGAAUGACUAUUUACCAAGUUCUAUGUAAAACAUACCAUUUAAAAGGAAAAAAAAAAUUAGUUUUUCUGCAAAAAUAAAAAGGUUAGCUGCUAGAAGUGGGUGCAUCUUAUCUAGUCAUAAAGCAAAUUGGCUCUCAGCUAGUGUGCAGUGGCCACUAAAGCACGCAAAGUGCAUCAGGAGCCCAAAUGCCUGAUUGUUUGUCAACUUUCUUGCAAAGGGAUGGUUGCAAUCCUCAUUCAGGAGUAAGGAGAAAGGGCUGCCUUCCUUAGAGAAGAGACUGAAAUCCUGCAGAGUAAAUCCACAGCCUAUAUUGAUCUUAGUGGGUAUGUACUUGUAUUACAUAACUUGAGCAUUCUAGUGCAAAGUGAGAUCAGGCAUAUCUGUAUGAGUUUGCAUGAAUAUCGAAGCCUUCCCUUCAUUCCAAAAAAAAAAAAGCUCAGUGUAGCAAUGUUAAUUGCAGUGGGCUUCAUUUGCUUCAGCUAAGCAGUAGGUGAGUGUAGCAGCACUUGAGUUAGUCCUGAUCAGUGCCCUUCUCAUUCAGAGCUUUGCAUACAUGAUUGAAAACUUGGGGUUUAGCAGGAAUUAAAUCACUGUCUGUAGAAAUUAGGUGGGGAAUUAGUAUAUGCACUCAAAUGUAAAUCUAUUUCUAAUCCAGAUUUUGCAAAAUAAAUUACAAGUAUCAAUGCUUAUGUUCCAGUGACCUGUGCAGUGAGCAUUAAACAUAAUUUAUUUAGGUUUUCACACUUCAUUAUAUAACCUUAAUAGAGAGUUACAAGGUAUAUAAUGGGGACAGUCCUAUAAAAGCUUUAAAAAUCUGCUCACCGUUCAUUCUAACAAAUGAUGUAUUGGUUAAAACUGGCCUUGAUUACAAGCAAUAUGGAUGGAAAUAUGUUUAUAAUACUGGAAUAAAUUGCAUAACAGUUGGGAAAGAUGAAGUUGUUUGGGUUUUUUUGCAAAUUUUGAAGAAGAUUUCACUAUUCUGGUCUCUAAGUUUUUAUUUCCAUAUAAGUUCAGUUAGCGUUUUUGUCAGCGAGUUUUGUCAGCAAAAUCUUGGAAGGUAAUAUCCAUUCAGGGACUCUGGCUGGGGUUUUUUAAAUGUUUUUUUUUUUCUUUUCCUGUAGCAUUCUAUAGUUUCUUCUAAGAUCUUAGAUGCCAGUGCAUUAAGGAAUAAAAAAAUGUAUUUGAUGUAUUUGGAGGGUAAGGAAAGAGAUUAUUUUGUAUCCUACGUUGUACUUUUCUUUUAAAUCAUUUGAAAUGUAAAUUGAUGUUGAUAUUACAAAGUUUAAUUUAUUGUUUAAAAGUGUAGACACCUCUUGAAUGUAUAAUUUUUCUUUUUUAUUUUUAUAAGAAUAAAGUAUUAAUGUUUUCAGUAUAGGUUUCUUGGGGUUUGGAACUGUUUUGAACAAAAAUAUAGCCACCAUUUUAUGCGUAUUGGUUAUAUGGCUAAUGGUGAAAUAAAGGAUUUUUGGCUA
Messenger RNA from Corvus hawaiiensis (hawaiian crow), 10186 nucleotides. It is a transcript of the gene PTPN3, whose product is annotated as protein tyrosine phosphatase non-receptor type 3. Gene Ontology annotation, biological process: protein dephosphorylation. Bases 45 to 2987 code for a protein of 980 amino acids. The record is from RefSeq and is a predicted model, not a curated record. Gene Ontology annotation, cellular component: cytoskeleton; cytoplasm; cytoplasmic side of plasma membrane. Gene Ontology annotation, molecular function: protein tyrosine phosphatase activity; cytoskeletal protein binding. The transcript has 27 exons. NCBI's taxonomy places the organism in Eukaryota, Metazoa, Chordata, Aves, Passeriformes, Corvidae.